Messenger RNA from Mytilus californianus (California mussel), 3200 nucleotides. RefSeq names its product heat shock 70 kDa protein 12B-like. NCBI's taxonomy places the organism in Eukaryota, Metazoa, Mollusca, Bivalvia, Mytilida, Mytilidae. The transcript has 4 exons. Gene Ontology annotation, molecular function: ATP-dependent protein folding chaperone; ATP binding. The record is from RefSeq and is a predicted model, not a curated record. Bases 1249 to 2988 code for a protein of 579 amino acids.
CCCCCCCCCCCCCCUUUUGAAAAUUUCUGGAUCCGCCACUGUACAUAUUCUUAAUCAGUGAAAUGACACUUAUAGUUAUAUCAAUGCUAGCAAGUACGAUUGUAGCGAUUGCAAUGUUUGUCAAUAUUUUGUUUGAUAAACAUAUACAGUAGGCGAACAAUGAAAGGUCAAAUCCUAUUUCAAGUAUUUUAUGUACACCCAACACAAUUAGUGUAAAUAUAUCGUCUAUUUCAUUACUUUCAAGUAACCACGGCAUAAAUUCCAUGGUCAUGAACGACAGUGCAGUCCAAAAAACCAAUAGUUAUAAAUGAUACUUUCGCAUCAUUUCCUACAAUGUUAAUAUCGUGGUGCACUAUGCACAGCAUUAAAAUGGCUGCGACAUUACACACAAAUCCAAGUGCCAAUCGAAUGACAAAAAUCCUCUUCCUCAAAAUCCCUUGACUCCAUAUGUAAUCAUCAUUUGUAUUGAUUAAAUGUUUGACGAUAUAAUAAAGGAAUGAGCAUCCAAAAUCCAAAUAAGAGUGAAACAUCAUUCAAAAACAGAUUAAUUUCCCAAGAACAAUAACCGACUGGAACAAACUACCAGAUAACAUCGUAAAUUGCACACCAGUAGACUCUUUCAAAUCUUCAAUUUCAAAACAUCAGUAUUAAAAGUCAACUAUUCACAUCAACUAAUUGUACACUUGUAAUUUUCUUUUUUUUUCUGUUUUGUAUAGUAUUAAUCUAUGUCUGGUAAAUUAUCUUCCUGUGACAUAAUAUUCAAUUAGUUGAAGGCGGUUGCUAUAUGGUAGAAGUAGAAAAAGAUAUUUUUUUAAUAAGAAGCCUGAAUAUGAAUGCAUGAAGACGGUUAUGUCUCAAAAAAGUUUCUGCAGUUAACAAUUAUGUUAUCACACUAUUUUACGCAUAUAAUAUGUCAUGUGAGCUGGGUCAGUAUAAUGUUCAUACAGGUGAAUUUAGUAACAGGUAACAAAAUUUUUAAAACUUUAAUGGAGUGUUACAGUGAAUAAGGAGCUUCCGAAAUCAGUCAUAUGUAAAUAGUCAUUGAACCAGUUAAAAAGAUUAUUUUGAAUUAAUACCGAAAGUAAAAAAAAAACAAUUAAUGCUUACCUUUCUAAGCAACUGAUGAGAUAUCGAAAACACAAAAGUAUUGAUAUCAUGGAAAAUUCUCAUUGAAACUUUUAUGUGAUUCCGUUAUAAUUCCAAAACUUUAAUUUCGUUUCUUUCAUAAAUCGAUAGUGACAAUGAAAAAUGGCUGAAGUUACUGUUAAAGACGACAACUACCUAAUUGUAGCUGCAUUAGACGUUGGAACUACAUAUUCUGGGUAUGCAUUUGCAAUGCGUGAUAAAUUGAACGCAGAUCCCUUACAUAUACUUACUAAUAUCUGGAAUGCCGGAAGCAGGCAACUCUUGUCGCUUAAAACACCAACUUGUCUCUUAUUAGAUUCAGACAUGAAUAUAAAAGCAUUUGGAUAUGAAGCAGAAAACAGAUAUUCUGAGCUUGUCGAGGAGAAUGAACAUUUGGAAUAUUAUUAUUUUCACAGAUUUAAGAUGAGUUUGUAUAACGCAAAGAAUUUAAGCAAGGAAUUGAUCAUAGAAGAUAUAACAGGAAAGAGCGCCAUGGCUUUAGACGUAUUUUCUUUGUCAAUAAAAGCUCUAAAAGACCAUUUUCUAAACAAAAUUAGAGAGCAGAUUGCUGAAAUAGAUAUUGAUGAUAUCCGUUGGGUUCUUACUGUUCCCGCCAUAUGGUCAGACGGUGCCAAGCAAUUCAUGCGAAGCAGCGCAGAAAAGGCAGGAAUACCAUCGAAUAGAUUACGAAUAGCCCUGGAACCCGAAGCAGCAUCGAUAUACUGUCAGUAUUUACCUACAGAAAAAUUGGAAGGAGCAGAAAAGGGAUUUACAGUAGCUGAUAUUGGUACUAAAUAUAUGGUUGUUGAUUUAGGAGGGGGCACAGUUGAUAUUACAGUUCAUGAAAAAAAGAAUGACGGAAGCCUUAAGGAGAUUUGCCAUGCAUCAGGAGCGGAUUAUGGUGGAACCAGUGUUGACCGCACGUUCUUCAAACUGAUAGAGAGUAUCAUUGGAACUGCAGCGAUGAAAGAGUUUAAGAGUAAAUACCUUGAAUUAUAUCUCGACCUAUCAAGAGAUUUUGAAAUAAAAAAAAGAAAUUUUGGUACUUCAGAAGAAAUAAGGAUGUUCAUCCCUUUUAUGAUAUUUGAGGAACUUUGUGAAAAACAUUUGAAUAAAAAUUUCAAAUCAGCUAUCGAAUCGUCCAAGUUUAGUACAGAUAUUGCGACCAGAUAUGGCAAUAUACGUAUUAAGGAAGAUACUUUUAUUUCCGUAUUUCAGCAAACCAUCGUUGGUAUAACCAAAUUAAUUGGUGAAAUAUUGAAUAAAAAAGGUGUUGAUGGACUUUCACAAAUUAUUCUUGUUGGUGGAUUUUCGGAGUGUACGUUAGUUAAAAAAGAAAUAAAAUCUACAUUUCCAGAUAAGAAAGUAAUUGUUCCGAUAGAUAGUGGAAUGGCGGUUUUGAAAGGAGCCGUAAUAUUUGGCAAUAAACCAGGCGCAAUUUCGGAAAGAAUUGCUAAAUGCACAUAUGGAUUCAGUAAACGAAAAAAGUUUGACCCACAGAAACAUGAUCGUAGUCAUUUAGAAAUAGUGGACGGAAAAGACAAAUGCAGUCAUGUAUUCGAUCCAAUUGUGAAACGCAAUGAAAUUCUACCUUUAGGCAAAGAAGUUAUUUCCACUGCAAAAUUGAAACCAGAAAACAAUGGAUUGUUUACACUUCUUAUCUAUCAAACAGAAAAGGAUAACCCGGUGUAUACAGAUGAAGAUGAUUGUUCGGUAUUAGGAACAAUAACAGAGCAGAUAUCAGACACUGGAACAUCCGACAAAAUUAAAGUCAAGUUGAUUUUCGGCGAAACUGAGAUUAGAAUUAAAAUCAAGGAAAGAGCAACACAUAAAGAGUGGAACGGAAAAAUAGAAAUGAUAUAACCAACAAAAUGCAAUACUCUUCUUCUAUACAGGAAGUAACAAGGCAGCUGAUACUUUUAUUAAUAGAAUUAGAAUGUUCGAUCUUUUAAAGAAGAUCCCAACAGAUGUUAUAUUCAUUUUUAUGAGCAUUGAAUUUUUCUUAAAGUUUGCAUACAUAAUUAUACUUUCCGCUGGCGCUUAUCAAAAUUAAAGUCGCAAUUAUCAUGUUUCAA